CCUUCAAAGACAACGCCUGACUCUGGCUUAUGCUUUACAGCUUAGAUGUUGUGAACGUGGGAUUGGCAUUUUUGCCCGAUGAAAACGUGGCUUUCUGUUUACAUACUAAAGAAGACGACGAUAUCCUGUUGAGGCAAGUAUCCACCACAUCUUUGACCUUCAUUGUAGCGACUUCCAAUCGGUAAACGGUCGAUUAGUACCCAGUCGAACAUGAAGAGUUCAUGAAUGGUAACGAUUGACCAUUAAAAUCAGGAGGUCUGAUUUCGCAACCAUAAUCUACAAACUCUCUGCUGUGUUCUUCGGUGUAGUAGUGAUGUACCUGAUACUUAAUAUCCUUUGGGCGAGGAGUGAGAAUUGUUACUCGGUCUAUUAAAUCAUUCAGUCAACUAAGCACCGAAAGUAAAAGAAUCGCAAAACAAAGAAUACGAGAAGUACGAGUAAAGUGGCUGAUCCAGCGCAUAUAGACCAAAGUAUAGAAAACGUUGGAUUCAUGAAUUGAAGCUGCGCUCUUGCAAAGGCGGAAAAAGUGAGGUUUUAGAUUAACCAGACUGUCACAAAUCAUUAAUCAUUUAAAGUUUUUAGUUCUGAAAGAUUCAAAAUGUUUCUUCACAGUUCUGGUUUAGGAGGUUAGACCUUGGUUACUAAUAGAUUGUAAGUUUGAUUUUCUGUUGUCGAUUGAUUUACCGUGUGCCACAAAUUUGUCGAAUAUCUUUACCACAGCUAAACGUUUAUAGCUGUAUACGUACUUUGUGACGGUAGUCUCCUUUUAGCCCAAGACCGAUCGCAUCCCGGGAUUGCACCCUGACUGCAGCAAAUGAUUAUGAGGAAUGCGAGUAUAACAUUUAUUUCUGUGCCAUUACUUAUUCUAAAUUCUCAGAAAUCGAGGGUUGAAAUAUUAUAAUAUCAUGUCAUUGAGCAGGAUGUUUUGAAGUCACAUGAUCGCUAAUUAGGGACUUUAAGAUAGGUCACUACGAUCGCCUAGGACGGUUAGAUAGAUGUCACGUCACGCAAUAUACGCGUGACAUUUUACCGUCGUCCUUCUGGGACGUCCGGAGUAGUCAAUCGAUAAAAAUCGGUAUCGAUUUAUCGAUAAAAAUCGGUAAAUCUGAUUUGAGUGAUAUCGACUGUAUCGAUCAAUCGGAAGAAAUCGUUGACACACUCGUUUCGUUUUGUCGAUUUAUCUACAUUUCACCGAUUCCAUCGAUUUAUAUCGGAAGAUACAUCUGUUCUAUUGUUCAUCCAAAAAUGAAAACUGAUUUCAUGCAAACAGUGAAUUUGUUGACAAUGGAGUUGCAAUUGAGAGUAGAAGGAUCAAACAAUUUAUUAUCACUUUUUUAAUAAAAAAGUUUUAAAAAAUCUUAUCUUUUCCUUAAAACCCGGUUCAAAGUCUUCUUCUGACGGCCGAUAUUGGUAGGCGACCAGUUUUUUCACGAUUUAGAUCUGCCACCCUUUCAAAAUAACAUCAGUUCCACGUGUAGUUACUUGCCGGAGAAGCCAAUAGAUAAAAAUCGAAAUCGAUAGAAAUCGUUAGCGAUCAAGUGAUUUUAUCGACUAAUAACGGAAAACGGUGAAAAGCUAUCUAGGGAAAUCUUUUAGCCUGAAUUUCGGGCAUCCUUUCGACUCUAGAGGACGUCUGAAAUUCAGGCUGGGAAAUCUUUUAUCUUGGGUUGUAUUUCUCGUGGUACUUGCCUGCGAGAACUGCGAAAGUAAUUAAACCGAACCGUUUUUGUUAUUAUGUACAAAAGGAUCACGGUUUCAGAGAAAAUCUUGUGUCUGUAAUAGUUUCCACAUGCUUAUUUUCAUGUUUGUUGGUCAGCUCGUGGAUGUGUUUUCGCAGCUGUACUAUUUAACUUAUGCCAAAAACAACAAUAACAAGAAAUAAUUAUGAGGAAGAAAUAAUUAUUACUUCUGGAAGAAUUUCUGACUUGCUCAGGGUUUGAACCGGCUUACGUGUGACUCGUCAGGUCAGAUGAGACUCUAAAUUGAGGGAUUAGCCGAUUGCGCCACUGCGACGAAGGGUAAUUUGAGUUGUGAAAAAUAGCCAUAAGUUUAAUAUCAUGCGCGAGGUACGGGAAUUCGGCACGCAAGUUUGUUAGGCUUGUUUUGGGUAUUUGACGUAGUGACGCAGGAAUGAGUUGGAGAUUCGCGAGAUCACUUCUAGUUCUUUUGGCUACAAUAAAUAUUUGCGGCAGAGCGCAAAAUAUAUUUGCGACGCUGAUGAAUGUCGUGAACUUGCGUUUUGUUUCCGAUGUGAGGCAGGAAGUUGUUCGAGAAAUCUCGAUAUCUAGGUAUCAGCUCGAGUUGUUAACCCAUUUCGCCCCUGAACCCCCUGUAACCGCCCGUGCGGAUCCACGUCCUUUCUACCCUUUGUGACGUCAUUCGUUUUAAAGGUCAAGGACCAAUUUUGUCCACUAAGUUCUGCAGAGUGAAGAGAUCUUUCAAACCAUACCAGAAUGAGCACAAUACAGUCAAGGACACCGGAGAAAGAAGCAAAAAACCAUGUGACAUUGACCAGAAAAUCUCCAUGAAAAUCUUGCUCCAUUGCUCACCUACCUUUCCUUUCGCCUAAUCCUAAGAUGCUAAAAGCUUUCCUAAAAACUCUUCCCAUCAAAACGAAGCCUACUAAAUGCCCAGCAAGAGAAAAAAAAAUGAGGCAAGAAAAGCGAAAAAAGAGGGGAGGAGAGAAAGCGAAAAGUAAAAGUCAAGACUGCUGUGUCACUUUUAAACCCCCCAAAAUUUUGCCUUCUGCGCAUGCCCGAACUUCGCAAGCUGAUAUUUUGGAUCUGGAUCAGAAGGCCGCGAAGUGUACGACCUGUAAACCGGUUUGUGGUAAGUUUUAGCUCUUUAUAGCACGACAGUGACCAGAAAACCACUGGACUAGCUUCAAAACACGUUUUUCGGCAAAAUCUCUAGGAGCGAAUGGGUUAAGUUUAUCUGAGGAAGAAAGAAAUAUAUUUUUUUUUGCUCGCCCUUCGGUGUGUAGUUAUUUAUCGUUGCCCUGUUAGACCUUGAAGACGAGAUUGUAGCGGAAAAGUAAAAGAUGGUUGAUUUGUAAGUUUUUUUUUUUAAUUUGGGCGAGCAGGAACUUUGUUGGAGAAGUCCGAACAGUCGGCGCACGACGAUUAGUUGUUUUGGGCUUAUAGGAAACUGAUUGAAACGGGAAGUGGAAAGUUGGCAUUCGUGAAAAGUUAUUUUUGCCAAAUUGUUUUUUUAUAGAGUAAAGACAUUUAUCAAUACAAAAUUGGAAAUGUCAAUGCUUAUAAAGGGAAAAGCGUUCAGUUCCGGUCGACGUGUGCAGCUCAAAAAUGGUUUGUUUUGUAUGUUAUUGCAGUAUGGUGAGAAGAUAUCAUAAGCAGAGGAUCGAAAUGCACCAAUCAGAGAUAGACAAUUUGAAGGACUUGUUUCCUGAGAGGUCAUCUGAAUUUGUUGCUUCUGUCAUUUUAUUUUCUGAUUGGUUUAUUGUGUAGGGCGAAAUCGAUGAGCGAAUUAGAUUAGGGAAGAAUUGAAUGCUUUUGAUCCGAGUGAUUUGGAAAGUUGGAAUAAAAUGGGCGACUAUUGAAGAAGAGGAAGGAGUCAAUAUUUUUUGAAAUACGUAUGUUGUGUUAUAUGGUGACUUCACAUACAAAUACACGCACUGUUCGCGGUAGGCCCACACCAAAGAAAGGAAAUAAGGCGUUUUCGGAAUGGACUGGUUCACGAACUUAAAGUUAAUGAAAGGAAAAUAUUGAGACAGUCAAAGACAUUAUGCUCAAAUAGGCGAAAUUUGUUUUUAGAAAGUGAAGAUUACACAAGUUAAAUGGAGAAAAGUUUGGCGAGAGAAAUGUGUAUAAAGUUUAAGAGUGAAGAGAUUUCGACAACUGGAGAAGAUUGUAGCAGGAGUAAUUCGAAAGGGAAAGAGGUGUGGUCGUUUGCGUUGCGUGUAGGCCAACCGAUAAGAAGGAAAACGUGGUUACCGUCGUUUCGUAAACGUUGUGAUAGGCGUCAUUAUAAUUGAUCUUCUUUUAGUUUUGUUUGGAAAAUUAGGUGUUUUUGUACUUGUUUUUGUAUUGCGUGUUAUUGUUUUUCAUGUAAUAAUUUAUGUUGCGAUGUUGUGCAUAAAUUGUCCUCGGUGUGGAGAUUGUGCAUUUUCAGCAAGUUUUGUAAGAAGUGUACUGAUGUUAGCUACGUUGCCGGAGAAGGUGUGGAGUUAACUUUACAUAAGGAAAGUGUUGUAGUACAGGAAAUGGAGGAAGUGCAACUGAGAUCUCGUCGUGCGCAAUUUAUUUAUGACAGAAGUUAUAAUCGAAUUGGGUUACAGCCACGCGGUCAUGCACCUAGUAGACUUCCGGUGAAGAAGUUAAGACGUCUGUUACACAAAAAGAGAAAAGUAUUAAAGGGUGUUUGUAUGAAAGGGUAUCCUGAAAAAUAUCAUUUCUGACUACGGUGUGGCACGAAAUUUUUGCGGUUUUGCGAAAAGCUGGAAAACACAAACAAGAAAGUUUCAAUGCGACUCGCUGUUGCUUGUUUACGAAGACCUUUAUCGAUCGAUUUCUAGUGUUUUUAGUACAAAAAUACAAAGAACAAAUACGUUGAAAGUCGAAUACGCAAUUGAGAUGAAAUUUCUUUCACGAAAGUGGAUUUAGGGGUAAAAAUACGAGUAAAUUUACUCAUGUUCACUGCUUGACGACAAACCACGGGUUUUCACGUUCUCGACAGCAUGUGGACGACGAGCCGAGCAUGUGUAGUAGCGUUCAACUCGCCUUGAUCACUUCCGGUAGGUCGUUGUCGUCCCAUUCGUCGUCAAUGCUUAAGGUCCCUGUUAAUCCAGGACCACGACGCCGAAGUGUGGAUUUUAAGUUUUGGAAAGUUUGGAAUUUCCAUGCGCUUAUUUCAACAAGCCAUUCGGGUUUCACUUACCGCCUCGUGAAGUCGUCCCACCCAAAUAUUUAAUCAGCUAUCAAGCAUAUGCAAAUUUCAAGUCUCAAAUCUGUGAACGUUUAACGGUAUUUUCUCAGCAGCUACCACAAGAGCCUUGAUACCUGAAAUUUCUUCAAGGGCUCCUUUAACUGAAUUUCGUCAGUUCUAAUUCCGAAGCAGCACAAAACUUGCGCGAUGAAGUAGAUAUGAAAGCAAGACGUUUUCGUUGGAUCAAAGAGCAUGCGCUGUGAGGCCCAAAUAGCCAGAUUUUGGCUACCCCGGAGCAGAGUUUCCCAGAGGUUAAGUACGCAUUUCUAAACCCGUAAGAACAGGGGUCGAGAAUGGAUUGUCGCCCUAAGAAGAUUGUAGAACGUUAGCCGUUCCUCCAGAGCGAAUCAAGGCAUUAUAUGGGUUGUUUGCUGGGUGUCAAUCUCUACUUCAGCUCUUACCUAUUCAUCAUUUGUCAGUCACUUCCUAACUUUGAAACCUUCUUCGGCUAUUCGACUCUGAGUCUUCUGAUACAGCUCUAUACCCUGUGCAUGUGUAACUACCCAGUAAAAGCAUCAACGUAGCACGAAUCAAACAAACACAGCACAAAAUUUGGGUAAGAGGCUGCAUAGUUUUGUAUAAGAUGCAGUUAGUAUAAUAUAGGAACUGAAGUAGUAUACAUAUCCCCUGGAUCCGCCACUGAGGGCAACCAAAUUUAGUUCAAGCUAGCGGGGAAUUCCCAGAAAAAAUGACUGAAAAGUUAAGUUAUAUCCUAGGGAAAUGGGGCUUAGUUCGAGUUAUCUGUGUUUCCUUUACCGAGGCUAUGCUGCACUGUAAUUUUCAGGGAGUUAUAAUAACUCCUCUAGUGGGGCUAAUUUAACUCCUUACAGUGGAGUUAUUUUUCGUGGAGUUAUUUUAACUCCAAAAAGAAUAACUCCCUAAAAAUUACGGUGUGCAGUGUGUAGACCCUCUAGGGCUUGCAAAAAUUAUGCUUCCUUUCUUGUAAUGAAAUUAACCUAUUACGUUUUGUUUUUUGAAGGAGCCACAAAACUCUAAGAUGGCGUCGAAUUCAGUUGAACAUCAAAAGAAUGACGGAUGCCGUCUAUCUUCGGGUAAAUUGAGUGUUCUUUUCCUUGCAUCUGAAUGGGGAUCAAGCAAAGGAGGGUUGUCCACCAUAAACAGAGAAUUAGCUAUAAACAUAGCAAAGCAUCCCAAGGUGGAUGUCACCUUCUAUGUUCCCCGAUGCAACGACGAGGACAAGCAAACAGCUCUUCUGGAGAAGAUCAAUCUUGUUGGAGCAAAAAGAGUUCCAGGUUUGGAUGAACUUCACUGGCUUAGCUAUCCACCUGAAAACUUGUACAUUGAUGUGGUUGUUGGUCAUGGAGUAAAGCUUGGUCCUUACGCAUGUUCCAUAAGGGAUUUACGGAAGUGUAAAUGGGUUCAAGUUGUCCAUACAGUCCCAGAGGAACUUGGGAUGCAUAAAAUGUAUGCAAAUGCAAUAUCAGUUGCCGAAAAGAAGCAUCAAACAGAAGUUGAACUUUGUCAAUUGGCUGAUUUCGUUGUCUCUGUUGGUUCAAAGUUGAACGAAGCUUUUCGCUGUUAUCUUUCGUCGUGUCACGAGGACGAAAUGUUCUUCAACUUCACUCCCGGAAUUUUCCCAGAGUUUUCUAACGUUAAACAGGCUUAUAAUACGACAAGAAGAUUUCGAGUACUUCUUUUUGGUCGUGGAGACGCAGAAGAUUUUGAAGUAAAAGGGUUUGAUAUUGCAGCCAAAGCAGUGGCUGCAUUAAGUGACGUUUAUCUUGUGUUUGUUGGUGUACCAGAAGGAGAGCAUGAGAAGGUCAAAGAACGUUUUCUUGAAUGUGGUAUUCAAGAAAAUAAGUUAACUAUCAGGAGCUAUGUGCAAGACCGGGAAAGUUUAAAACGCCAAUUUUGUGAAGUUGAUCUUGCUAUCAUGCCUUCAAGAACGGAAGGUUUCGGAUUAACGGGGCUUGAGGCUCUAUCUGCCGGUCUGCCUGUCCUGGUUAGUGGAAACUCGGGCUUUGGAGAAGCUCUAAGUAAAGUUCCGUUUGGAUCGUAUUUUGUCGUUAACUCAGACGAUCACCAAAUCUGGGCGAAUGCAAUAAAGGGCUUGCAGGACAAAGACAGGAGUGAACGGCUGAAAGAGUGUGAAGCAUUGCGAUCUUCGUACGCAAAUAAGUACAGUUGGGAAGUACAGAGUGAAGAACUUGCUGUGAGGAUGAUCAGUGUAGUUGAAGGUAAGAACUUUAAUACAGCCGCCUCUCAUCGCUCACGUUUCACAAGAGAGACGUCUGCCACAAUAUGAGAGAGAUCGUCAAUGUUAAAACUGAUAUAAACACUGAAGAAAGGAAAAAAGUCAAUUUCACAGUGUUCGUUGGUCAGAUUCCUACAACAAACUCUUGAAUGUUUCACCUUUCUCUAGCCUGAGAAUAGAGUCGCCUCUCAUGAUCUAAUCGCUCUCCUUCGCUCUAAUCACUGACGUAAGAACUUGUUUGUAAGAGCAUUACUGCUCCCACAACUCAUUUUACUCUUGAUAAUAUGAGGUUGCUUUGACCACUGGUCAUUGGUCAUUGGCAAUUGGGCAUGCGAAACACGCUGCAAUGAUUUGCUUCGGAGUGACCAGCAUUGAAACAAUAGAUUCCUAGUGCGCAAUUGCCCGAUGCCAAAAGCAACCUUUAAAUGUAAUAGGCUUUCUAGGAAAAACAACAAUUUUGCACGUCCAUCACAGUUUUUUGUACAUUUCUUUGCCGUCACUGCACGACUACGACGUGAAAAUGCCUAAUUUCACGUUCUAUUGAGGACGUAAACAAGUUACGAAUUUUUCUUUUUGUUCUGAUUUGACGUCUCUGAACUUCUAAAAUGUUUCACAAAACGCGGGUAGCCAUUCGUUUUCGCGCCAAAAAACCUGGUAGUUCGGAUUUGUUUUUGAUCACGAGCCGGGACUUUUGCAUUGUAGUUCUUACGAAGAAUUAAUACCAUCAUCUCCGCUAAAUUAAAUGAGCCUUCCCGAACGUGCUUAAAAUAAGUAAGGCCUCGAGGGGGCUAAACAGAGGAUUUACGUUAAAUGUGUUUUUAGACCGAAAUGUGAACAAAUUCACCAGACCACUUAUAAAAUACCCUUAUAAGCGGAGCUCUCGCGCACUCGAAGCGUGCGCCAGCGGAGCAUCAUGGAUAAGUAAAUCUACCCAUCCCAGAAAUUUCGUAAUCACGUGACCGUACACCGACCGCCGACCUCCGACCGUCCGUCCACACCUUAGGCAUAUUAAUGUAAAAUAACUCAUUUAACAGGUUUGGCAACCCAAAUGCAACUCGAGAUUAUUUUGGCGGGAAAUCGCGUAGCCACCCGCGUCUUGUAAAGAAGAGACAACUAAAGGUCAAUAAAGAUGAAAACGAAAGAAAAUCUGUAUCCGUGUUGCUUUUUAGCUUAAUUGUCAUGUCCAAAAUUUGGAAUAUAGAGCUAUAUAUUCUAUUCUGUGCAACAUGUUUUGUAGGGCUUAUCCUCAAGGUGAAAAUGAGCGGGUGGAAAAAAAAGGUAAACGAGCACACGAACGACAUUUCCUUCAAACAACGUCGUCUAAUGUUAGAACAAAAAACAAUUAAAAAAAUUGGCAAAGUUCUUUUUUUACUAAUUAGACCUUCUUCUUCUAUUUAUCAAGUUUCAGCCACUAGAUAGUUUUAUAACAAACUUUAAACGGUUGGGCCCAUGUUUCUGUGCGUAGGCUUAUCCUCGCGGUGCAAUUAUUCAAGCUCUAAUGUUAGCAAAAACAAAACAUUGUUGGAAUUUAUCGUAGCUGUAGAUAGGUCAGUUGGCCCACGUUUCUAUCGUUCAAAUCUGUUGGUUCGUAUCAUGUUCGUGUUUUGUAUCAAUGUGUUCAAGCCAUCCGCAUGAACCGAGGAACUACACUUUGAUAGUGUCGCUAACUUUUCAGUUCCGGUGCAAAGUACGUGCCGUUCGUUCCAAGAACGAAAGACAUUUCAGUAAGGCAUACAUGGUACUCUUCGAAGUGACUUAUUCUGUUUUGCUGUUGUCCAGGUCCCCCUCCAAUGAACAUGAUGGCGCCAUCACCCGCUGUGCCAGACUUAUUACAUGGAGAAGGACCACUGAACCCAUCUUCUAGCGGGCAGCCAGCUCUCCCUCAGAAGAAUCACGAACCCCUCGCCCCUCAGAAUCAGGACUUGUCUACUGGUUUGUAACAUUUUAUCAGUUAUUCUUCAAUACUGCAUUAUUAAGUACAUUCUGUAUACUUGUAACAAGAUCUAGGGUUGUUCAUUUUUGUUCACUGAGUGCCUUGGAUAGCUACAGUACUCGUCAAAUUUUAGUAGUUGAUACCAACUUCUUCGCUAAAUUAAUAAAGCCCCCCGAACGUGCUUGAAAUAAUUUUAAUUAAAAAACCCCGAGCGGGCUUAAUAGAGGAUUUACUUUAAACGUGUUUUUAAACCGAAAAGAAAACAAAUUCACGAGGCCACUUAUAAAAUUAUUAUCUUUAUAUUCUUUGUGUAGGCUUAUCUUCGCGGGUUGUAAUUAUUCAAGUCUCUAAUGUUAGAACAUAAACAAAUGGCAAGUGUGCUUCUGAAUUUAUCAAGCUUCAGCUCUUGAUAGUAGAAACCGUUGUCCCGUGUUUCUAAAUGCACGCGGCACAAAUAAUUGUUGGUUCGUAGCUGUACGGUCUGGGUAUCGUUCAGUCUCAUGUAUCAUGUCGUGAAAUGUUCAAGCCAUGCGCAUAAACCGAGGAACUACAUUUUGAUAGUGUCGUUGAUUGUUCAGUUCCGGUGCAAAGUACGUGCUGUUCGUUCCGAGAACGAAAGACUUUUCAGUAAGGCAUACAUGGUACUCUUCAAAGUGACUUAUUCUGUUUUACUGUUGUCCAGGCUCCCCUCCAAUGAACAUGAUGGCGCCGUCACCCGCUGUGCCAAACUUGCUGGAUGGAGGAGGACCGCUGAAUCCAUCUUCUGCCGGGCAGGCAGCUCUCCCUCAGAAGAAUUACGAACCCCUUGCCCCUCAGAAUCAGGACUUCUCUACUGGUUUGUAACACUUUAUCAGUUAUUUUUCAAUACUGCAUUACUAAGAACAUUCCGUACUUGUAACAAAACUAGCGUUGUUCAUUUUUGUUUAGUGCCUUGGAUAGCUACAGUACUCGUCAAAUUUCAGUAGUUGAUACCAACAUUUUCGCUAAAUUAAAUAAGCCUCCCUGAGCGUGCUUGAAAUAAAUAAUACCCUGAGCGGGCUUAAUAGAGGAUUUAAGUUAAACGUGUUAUUAAACCGAAAUGUGAACAAAUUCACCAGGCCACUUAUAAAAUACGCUUAUAUUCUUUGUGUAGAGUUAUCCUCGCGGGCUGUAGUCAGUCAAGUCUCUUUUGAAAGAAAAAAAAAAACAAUUAAUGGCAAGUGUGCUUCUGAAUUUAUCAAGCUUCAGCUCUUGGUGGUAUUAACCGUUGGCCCAUGUUUCUAAGUGCAAGCGGCACAUAUCAUUUUUGGUUCAUAGCUGUACGGUCUGGGUAUCGUUCAGUCUUUUGUAUCAUGUCGUGAAAUGUCCAGCCAUCCGCCUAAACCGAGGAACUACACUUUGAUAGUGUCGCUAACUUUUCAGUUCCGGUGCAAAGUGCGUGUUGUUCGUUCCGAGAACGAAAGAGAUUUCAGUAAGGCAUACAUGUUACUCUUCACAGUGUCUUAUUCUGUUUUACUGCUGUCCAGGCGCUCCUCCAAUGAACAAGAUGGCGCCGUCACCCGCUGUGCCAGACUUAUUAGAUGGAGGAGCACCGCUGAAUCCAUCUCCUGCCGGGCAGCCAGCUCUCCUUCAGAUGAAUCACGAACCCCUCGCCCCUCAGAAUCAGGAUUUCUCUGCUGGUUUGUAACACUUUAUCAGUUAUCCUUCAAUACUGCAUUACUAAGUACACUCUGUACUUGUGACAAGAACUAGGGUUAUUCCUUUUUGUUUAGUGCCUUGGAUAGCUACAGUACUCGUCAAAUUUCAGUAGUUGAUACCAACAUCUUCGCUAAAUUAAUAAAGCCCUCCCCCCUACGAAUGUGCCUGAAAUAAAUAAGACCCCGAGGGGGCUUAAUGGAGGAUUCACGUUAAACGUGUUUUUUAGUCCGAAAUGAAAAGAAAUUCAGCAGGCCAGUUAUAAAAUACCCUAACAUUCUUUAUGUAGGCUUAUCCUCGCGGGUUGCAAUUAUUCAAGUCUCUAAUGUUAGAACAAAAACAAAUGGCAAGUGUGCCUCUGAAUUUGUCAAGCUUCAGCUCUUGAUAGUAGAAACUGUUGGCCCAUGUUUCUAAGUGCACGCGGCACAAAUCAUUUUUGUUUCGUAGCUGUACGGUCUGGGUAUCGUUCAGUCUUUUGUAUCAUGUCGUGAUAUGUUCAAGCCAUGCGCAUAAACUGAGGAACUACACUUUUAUAGUGCGGGAAAUGUUCAGUUCCGGUGCAAAGUACGUGCUGUUCGUUACGAGAACGAAAGACAUUUCAGUAAGGCAUACAUGGUACUCUUCAAAGUGACUUAUUUUGUUUUACUCUUGUCCAGGCUCCCCUCCAAUGAACACGAUGGCGCCAUCACACGCUGUGCCAACCUUGUUAGAUGGAGAAGGACCGGUGAACCCAUCUUCUGCCGGGCAGCCGACUCUCCCUCAGAAGAAUCACGAACCCCUCGCCCAUCAGAAUCAGGAUUUCUCUACUGGUUUGUAACAUUUUAUCAGUUAUCCUUCAAUACUGCCUUACUAAGUACAUUCUGUACUUGUACAAGUGACAAGAACUAGGGUUGUUCUUUUUGUGUAGCGCCUGGGAGGAGGUUAGGUCGGACGCGAGAAAAUUUGCUCCAGAAUUACAUCAGUUUUGGUGCACAGCUAACCCUAUUAAUUCCUCGUGUCACUGAAAACACUGAGGAAAGAGAAUGAUGAUUUUAAAUCGAAGUUGAAAGGAAUGGAAUCAGAGCUGGAGUCGCUGAAAUCUUCCAUGAAAUUAACUAUAUAAAACAAAGAAGAACAAGAACAUGGCGUGCAAUUCUUGAGCGACGAAUAUGAUGACCUCGCGGCAUGUAGGAAGAAGAUAUGGAACCAAAUAAAACGAUUAUCCAGUAAGCUUGACACAAUUUGUACGCAAGUCGAUCGAAUUUCCCAAGCUAUCGACUCUUUUGAGAUGUAUAGCUAUCAAUACAAUAUCAAGAUUGUUGGCAUUCCACAAGUGGCAGAAACGGAGUGUCCCGAAGACAAAACCUCAAUUUGUUUGAAGCUAUUCUCAUGCAUUGGAGCAGACAUCACAUUGCAGAGUAUCGACAUCGCACACCGGGUUCCGGCAACAAUGUGGUCGCUGCCGACCUCGACUUGACACUCGGUUCGAUCCACCACUUUAGCAUCUACGGCCAUCUUAUUCCACGGCUGCAAGAUUUGCUUUACGAAGCCAAACGCUCUAAGACCGCUAAUAACUAUAAAUACUGCUUGACUAAAAAUUCCGCUAUGUUUACCUACGACAAAAUGAUACGUCGAAAGUUAUUAAGCUUAAGAGGAUCAGCGAUCUCACCGCUCUGUUACCAGACAAUGCGACCACAAAUUUGGAGGAGUAAUUUGUGAGUGAUUUAAUCAACUAGACAUGAAGCUGUCGAAAAAUAUGUUCUCCCCGGCAGGCCACUCUACAUGAUGGGGGAUUUCAACAUUGACCUGCGCAAGUCGCAGUCAUCCUCUAUUAGCCAAAGAUUCUUCUCAAUGUCAGCUCAAAGCUUUCAUAUUAUUCCAACUAUUGACAUCCCACUCACGUACAUAAUACAUCGACCACUCUUAUUGAUGAUAUCUUUACAAAUGACCUCGAACAAUUCUUUGUAAGUGGUAACAUAGUCUAACCGUCCAUUUUUCUCAGUUUUGUAUUUCACGUCUCCCGACUAGUCGGGUUCUAUCUGUUUCGCCUAAAGUGCAAGACUAUUCUAACUUCUCACCUGAAAAUUUUAAUAAUGAACUCACUCAAAUCAAUUGGGACAUUAUUACUUUAGAUACUCACCAAGACAUAGAUCAAAUGUUCUCGACGUUUUACAAUAAAUUUAAUGGACAGGUCAAUAAACAUGAACCCUUGAAGACGCUUUCUGGCCGCAAGGCAGAACGAUUUUCAAAACCAUGGAUCACAAGAGGCAUCAGACGAUCAAUUAAAAACUAAGGAUAAGCUGUUUUUGUCAGGCGAUACACAGAAAUACAAAUUAUAUAGAAUUAUUAUAUAGACACGAGUGUUUUACUGGAAAAUAUACCACUCGUAAAAUUCAUAAAAGCUACAUCCGGGACCCGAGUGGGUUAUUUUCCAUAAUCUCACACGGUCUCACACGGUCAUUUUCCUCUAUUAUUUUAUCGAUGUCUUUUUGUCUAUAUAAUAAAAAGAACAUUACACGGCGGCUUGAAGAUAUGAAUUUUAUUUUCUCGUGGCAAAAACAAUAUUUUACUCACUCGCUGCGCUCGUUCGUAAAAUAUUGUUUUGCCGCUCGAAAAUAAAAUUCAUAUCUUUGCGUCACCGUGUAAUAUCCUCUUUAUCAUAUCCUAACAUUAACUCGUUUAAGCAAAAAACUGCACUUUCACAAGUACUUUGAGACUAACUUAUUGAGUAUCAAGAAGAUAUGGGAAGGUAUCAAUAGUCUGCUAAACAAAAGAAGGAAUCGUGAAUCCGUCAGCAAAAUCACAAAACCUGACAAUAGUGGUUUCACACAAGACCUAUCACAGAUGGCCAUAUUCUUAACGCCUCUAUUGGACACAAGCUUGCCGGCUUCCAAGUUGCCUCAAUCGUCACACCAUUUAGCUGAUUAUUAUCAUCAAAUCAGUUUCCUCAACUCUCUCUUUUCUGCACCUGUGAUCCCGUAUGAGGCUCAACUCGAAGUUCUGUCUAUACCGAACAACAAAGCACAUGGUCUGUAUUCGUGUCCAACUCGUUUCUUAAAUCCGCCAGUAGUAUCCUCUCUUACCUUUUAGCAAAUAUAUUAAAACUUCAAUUGAGUUUGGGAGUUAUCCUUCCAAACUUAAACACGCAAAAGUAAUUCCGAUAUACAAAGAUGGUGACGAGACAGACCCUAAUAAUUACCGACCUAUCUCACUUCUUUCAAACUUUAAUAGAAUCUUUGAAACAUUGAUGUAUGUACGUCUAAAAUCCUGUUUAAGAAAGGUAGAUAUGCUUGUUCCAUGUCUAUAUGGCUUUAGAGAGAAACAUUCCACUCAGCAUGCAACUCUAGAUAUUAUUAACACUAUUCAAAAUAACAUGGAUAAUAAGUUUUAGUAUAUACUAAAACAGUGGAUAGUGUUUUUCGCGCGCUCUGAUUGGCUACUCAAUCAGUGAAUAUCCUGCACUAUUCACUGAUUCACCUCCAGUUCCUCCGAGCGAGUGACGCCAAACUCGCGUGAGUUGCGAGCAAAAUGCCUUCCCGGUGUGCUGCCGUAACAAACAAAGAAGUUUCACAACUAAUCAAGCAAGCUGUUCCCGAAAUAUACGAAAAAGGUGACGAAGUUCGGGGUGGAAGUUUAACAGGUUAAGCUUUGUCUUUUUGACUUGAAUUUAUCGAUAAAACCGGCGAAAAAGUUUUUUGUUUACAAAUGCAAAUUAAGUCUUGCGUUUCUUUAUUUAGUUGACUUGUUCAAAAAGAAGCUUAAAACUAAAUUUAAUAAUCCUUUUUACAGAAUGAUUUUAAAUAAAAAAAGAAUUCACAACUCCUUUUGAGGAAAUUUUCCCGCAAGAACUAAAACAAAUGCCUUCAAAAGUUUUAUUUGUCGGCAAGAAAAAGCGACAACCGCGGCCGUUCGGUCAUUGCGUGCCAAAAUUGUAGUCGUUGCAGGCAACAGUAAAUGAGUUAAAAAUCAUCAUUUUUGUGCUCGAUUAUCUCACUGUUUUAGUGUAUACUAAAACAAUUAUUCAUCUCGUGUCGGUUCACAGACAACUAAUAUUGGCCCCAAUAUUUCUGAAAAGGCUCCCUCGGAUUGCGGUGUUCCUCAAGGUUCUGUUCUGGGGCCUUUACUUUUUUGUUGCAUAAAAAUGAUAUCACAAACUGUUCAGAUAAGUUCAAGUUUUAUUUCUUUGCUCAUGACAACAGUAACUUGUUCACUAAUAAAAACCUUAAAUCCCUAGAAUUAGAAGUACAUGUUGAGUUGAACAAAUUCUGCGAAUGGUUGACAGCGAAAAAACUAACUCUAAAUACUAAGACAUCUAAUUAUGUGAUAUUUCGAAAUUAUGGAAAGAAGCUACCUUUUCAACCAACGAUAAAUAUUUUUGACAACGAUAAAAUGUCAUACUCACCAUUAGAAUGUAAUUAUUAUUGAAAUAUCUUGGCAUACUUAUUGACAAGAAUCUUAACACUAAAGCUCAUAUUGAUCUAAUUGCUCUAAAAAUUAGCAAAACCAUUGGCACGAUAGCUAAACGGAGACACUUUGUACCCCUUUCUGUUAUUGUCAAGUUAUAUCAGUCCCUUGUUUUCCCCUUUCUCGCCUAUGGAGUUAGCUUGUGGGGUCAAUGCGAGCGUCACAGUCAACAUUGGAUAAGCUUCUUGUCCUUCAAAAGCGGGCUAUACGUUUGAUAAACUUUUCUCCAAAGUGUGAACACGCUAUUCCUUUUUUCGGUAAUCUUAACAUUCUGCCUGUUCAAUUUUUUUAUGUCGAAUCUGUUUCUUCUUUAAUGCAUGAUGUUCCAAACGAGCUAGCUCCUGCUCGUAUUCAAAAUUUACUUACUCAUGUCUCAGAUAUCCAUUCCAUUCCUACAACACCAUAUCAGUAACUACGAACAAAUUUUAUGUCAUGUCUUCUUGUCUUGAACAACUAAAGAAUUCAUUUUCCCGAUUUGGCGUGCGGCUUUGGAAUGCUUUACCUAAAGUCUGCCAGUAGAAACUUAUUUAAGAAAUACAUGAAACACUUAUUAAUAUUUUUAAAUAAGAAAAUCACACAUCUUCAAUUCUUGAAAUAAUUAAAAACUUGUAAAACUGUAGCAAUCCGGUAACUACGACCAGUAUAGUGAAAUCUCUUUUUUUCUCCCUUUUCUCCGUGUAGUAAUUUAGUUUUGCUAUUUUUAGUUGACAUUUUUCAUUUAAUUUACUAUUUAUUGUAAUCUUUAACUUCUGCUUGUUUAAAAUCCUUUUAAGUAAAUAUGUAUAGCGCAAAAUACCCUAGUUGGAAUAAGCCUAACCAAGAGAUAAUGAGCUGUCUUGGCCUAACCAAGAGAUAGUGUUAAUCAUACCUACCCGCCUCGACUAGUUUUUAACUAUUUGUGGGUAGGUACUAUUCAAAUUGUAAAUAUCUGUUUCUUAACAAAGUGUUUUGUUUGGUUGUUGUUGUUGUUGUUAUAGCUACAGUACUCGUCAAAUUUCAGUAGUUGAUACUAUCAUCUUCGCUAAAUUAAAUAAGCCCCCCCCCUCCGAGCGUGCUUGAAAUAAAUAAGACCCCGAGGGAGUUUAAUAGAGGAUUUACAUUAAACGUGUUUUUAGACCGAAAUGUAAACAAAUUUACCAGGCCACUUAUAGAAUACCCUUAUGUUCUUUGUGUAGGUUUGUCCUCAGGGGGUGCAAGUCUCUUUUGUAAGAACAAAAACAAUAAAUCGCAAGUGUGCUUCUGAAUUUAUCAAGCUUCAGCUCUUGAUAGUAUAAACCGUUGUCCCGUGUUUCUAAAUGCACGCGGCACAAAUCAUUGUUGGUUCGUAGCUGUACGGUCUGGGUAUCUUUCAGUCUCAUGUAUCAUGUCGUGAAAUGUUUAAGCCAUCCGCAUGAAGCGAGGAACUACACUUUUAUAGUGUCGCUAAUUGUUUAGUUCCGGUGCAAAGUACGUGCUGUUCGUCCGAGAACGAAAGACAUUUCAGUAAGGCAUACAUGGUAAUCUUCAAAGUGACUUAUUCUGUUUUACUGUUGUCCAGGCCCCCCUCCAAUGAACAUGAUGGCGCCAUCACCCGCUGUGCCAAACUUGCUGGAUGGAGGAGGACCGCUGAAUCCAUCUUCUGCUGGGCAGCCGACUCUCCCUCAUAUGAAUCACGAACCCCUCGCCCCUCAGAAUCAGCACUUCUCUACUGGUUUGUAACACUUUAUCAGCUAUUCUUCAAUAGUGCAUUGCUAAGAACAUUCUGUACUUGUGACAAAACUGGGGUUGUUCUUUUUUUUUUGGUGCCUUGGAUAGCUACAGUACUCGUCAAAUUUCAAUAGUUGUUUUUAUUUGACCAUUUCAAAAAUUGCGGCGCUCAACGUCGGGGAUGGAAGAGAAUACAGAGAGGAGAAACAUCUUGUGACGUGAAAAUUUGAAGGAUUUGGCAAACUUUGACGACGAGUAUCCUGCGAAACUCGGUUUUAUAGUACAAGUUCCAGCCUUGUAGAUACCCAUGCAGCGCAAGAUUGUCUUUCCUUGCUAUUAGUUUGGUGUGAGAAUACACAGGACAUAAGAUUAAUGACUUCGCCUCCUUCAUCGAAGCAAGUACAAGGUGUUCAAGCACAGCCAGGAUGAUCAAUAACGUUUAUUGGUGUAAGGGGAGUGUAGUCAGCAGUGCAUUCAAACCCGUUCAUACGGACCCGGAGGGGGCCAUACAAAGGGUCCGUAUUAAGCGGGUUAAGGUGACUCGACCCAGUUUUUUUUAGGGCGGUACCAUCCUACUUUGAAGCUCUCUGGUAUCCCCACCUUUACUUUUAUCGUAAGUCUAACACAUAGAAUGGAUAACAUAUAGAUCAAUCUACAACAUAACAUAAAAUUUUUGGCGAUCGGAGUAAAUGUCACGUGGUUAUAAUGCCGCGUCCCUUUGAGGUCUGAGUCGAAAAUCUGCUGUUGCCGGCAUUUUUUUGUGAAAAUCUCUCGGCUACAUAUAGUGCCUAUUAGUACCUUGCGCUGAACAGAGUUUCACCAAAAUCGCAAAGACCCAAUUCGAGAAAUUCAGCGGUUUCCAAUUUUAGGUCAUAAUUUAUGCGAAAAUGAAAAGCCAACUUUACUCAAUUAUAUCUAAUAAACUAUGAGAUGUAUCCCGUUAUUUUGAGGAUCUUUAUAACAGAUGGGUCCUUGCAAGUCAGCAAAAAACUUUAGGGCCUUGUAAAUGCGCGCGAUUUCGGGCAAUGCAAACACAUACAAAUUAUAGUUUUAACUAGUUGUUGACGUUUGUCAGCGUUUAAUAGUCCUUCUCACGAAAAAAGCAUUUUCUUAAAAAUUCGUAGUUUUUUUUCCUUCAAAUUUUUCAGGGCCACAAUUGAUCAAUUGACUACCCGAAUUCUCAAUUUCAUGAUCAUUGAAAAACUGUGACAUUAUCUUCUAUAAGCCCAAACUUGAGUAAACUUUGAAGACUUUUAGCGUUUUGGCUGAGUUUGUGCUUUGGGAGUUUUCUAUUGUUUCUAGUCUGUCAUGAUACAACAUUCUUGUUCAGCACGCGUGCAAUGACCGCGCUUGCCGGGGUGACUUCCGAAUGCUCACCGAGAAUGAUAAUUUUGGUACGGUGAGACAGGCGAUGGCGUAUAGAGGUUUAACUCACGAUUUUUAAUCAAUUCUCGUGCUUCUUGUGCCUUUGCAAAAAAAUCAAGAAAUGCUACACACUAAAUCUACUUACCAUAAAAAAAUAUCAUUUUUACAUAGGUUUAAUGCAAGCCAAUAAUUAAACCAACUCACUACUUAUCCUUUUAUCUGGUAGUGAAAAAAUUAAUUACACUUGUAAGCACUGUCAGUUUUUUUGUGACUCUUGGUUUCGCUCUAGAAUCUUUCUUGCUCGUCUUGCUUAGAGGUAAUGCUAAAAUUGUAAGCAAAGCCCUUGUACCUCCUGCAGUAUACAAAUCGCUGAGGGUGUUCAUGUCUUAGACGUUACGUGACGGGAAUCCCUUCUAUUUUCUCAUACAAAAUUAUCAUAUCUCGCGGUGAAUAUUGGGAAGUGAGCCAAGCGCGGUCAUUGCACGCGUGCUGAACAAGAAUGUUGUAUCAUGACAGACUAGAAACAAUAGAAAACUCCCAAAGCACAAACUCAGCCAAAACGCUGAAAAUCUUCAAUGUUUACUCAAGUUUGGGCUUCAGUUAUAGAAGAUAAUGUCACAGUUUUUCAAUGAUCAUGAAAUUCAGAAUUCGGGUACAUGUAGUCAAUUGAUCAAUUGUGGCCCUGAAAAAAUUUGAAGGAAAAAAAAACUACGAAUUUUUAAGAAAAUGCUUUUUUCGUGAGAAGGACUAUUAAACGCUGACAAACGUCAACAACUAGUUAAAACUAUAAUUUGUAUGUGUUUGCAUUGCUCGAAAUCGCGCGCAUUUACAAGGCCCUAAAGUUUUUUGCUGACUUGCAAGGACCCAUCUGUUAUAAAGAUCCCUAAAAUAACGGGAUACAUCUCAUAGUUUAUUAGAUAUAAUCGUGUAAAGUUGGCUUUUCAUUUUCGCAUAAAUUAUGACCUAAAAUUGGAAACCGCUGAAUUUCUCGAAUUGGGUCUUUGCGAUUUUGGUGAAACUCUGUUCAGCGCAAGGCACUAAUAGGCACAUAGGCACUAUAUGUAGCCGAGAGAUUUUCACAAAAAAAUGCCGGCAGUAGCAGAUUUUCGACUCAGACCUCAAAGGGGCGUGGCAUUAUAACCACGUGACAUUUACUCCGAUCGCCAAAAAUUUUAUGUUAUAUUGUAGAUUGAUCAAUAUGUUAUCCAUUCUAUGUGUUAGACUUACGAUAAAAGUAAAGGUGAGGAUACCAGAGAGCUUCAAAGUAGGAUGGUACCACCCCCCCCCCCCAAAAAAAAAAACUGGGUCGAGUCACCUUAAAUUUAGAGAAAACAUAAGGGCUGGGAACAAGAGAAACUGCCCGUAGUAACAAGGUGUCCGUAAAGCGGGGUUCCAGUGUAUUGUACUAUGUGGCUCCGAAUUUUGCCCUACUGUGCCAAGAAGAGUGUUGAUUCAAAAUGCGCAAAAUGUCGUAACUAUGAUUUUAAGUCGGGAAAAGUAAGUUGCAAAACACCCUUGGCUAUAGUAAAGCUUGCAAUCAAUCAAUGAUGCUCUGAAAUGAAGCUUGUCCUCUCUUUGGAUAGGCUUCCCUUCCAUAACAGCGUUUGAGAGCAACGGUUUAAAGAUUGAGUUCGCGUUCGAAAAGGUCCCAGGCAACCCAUCUAAUGUGGUGUCUAUUAUGGUAACAGCUACAAACUCACUCACCUUUCCCAUGACUGACUUCGUAUUUCAAGCCGCUGUUCCUAAGGUAUGGACUUACAGUUACACUGUUUUCUUGACCAUUUUUUCUAUUAUCGGAUAACCCCAAGGGGUGACCCCCUAAUAUCUGCUCAAAUGUUUUCAGUCAUGUGUAGCCUCAUGUGCAGAUCGUUGCCUAACUAGACUCUCCCACUGGCUUGUCACACACCGCUUUUACCUGCCACUUCUAGUGGGUAAAAGUGAUCUGCCAGUGAGACAAGUCACCUAAAUAGGCCACCGUUCAUGGCACCAAGAGAUCAUCUCUUUAAAGGUUUAAAGGCUUGUUUAUAGUGGAAAGUGCACUUAGCUUAUCCAGCUAGUUAAAGGGACAGGUUCACGGUUCAGCGCAUGCUCGUUAAUCAAAAUGUUGUUUUUCUGCCGGGACAUGCCGUAUCGUCCGUGAAAGCAAUAUGAUCAUGUCAUAAUGUUGUCAAAGAACCAAUCUGCACACUCACCUGGCAGUCACUUGAUCAACUUAGGCUCGAAUAGCUGUAAAUUAAUCAACCAUGGGAUAAAACCAUCGGGUCAACAAUAAAUUCAACGUUGGUAGUGUUGGCAUAAUCCACCAAUUUUCCUGUGAUUUUAGCGCUCCUCCAUUUUAGCACUUCAGGUUACCCUAAAAUACACUUCUACUUUGAAAUACACUGUGAGAUCGCUGAGAUACAUGUGAAAGGGAUUAUUGACCGAUAGAGUUAAUAAUAAUUUGGAAAAAAGUUAUUUAAUUAAUGAGCAUGCACUGAACCGUGAACCUGUCCCUUUAACAGCCAGUCCACUCAAAUACUUAGAAACAAAUAAUUCAAAUACAACAUAACAGGAUUAAAAACCCCAUCUAGCAGGAGGCAACCAGUAGGCUAUUUACAAACGUGGCCGAGGAUUUGAGCUCGGGACGACCGAGAACAAAUCGAGGAAGCGACCAGAGCGGGACUCGAACCCGGGUCCACCGGAUGGCGAGUCCGACGCGCUGACCACUCGGCCACGAUGCCUCCUAACCUUAUCCCAUCUAACGGAAUCAUGCAAUUUAUGGCGACUCUUUUAUUUGGAAACGGUGUCCAGGGUGGAUCUUUGUAGCAUAAGCAGCAGUGUUCAUUUGUAUUCUCCACCGACUGAACUGAGGUGAUGAUUUGCCACGCCCCUCGGCAUCACGCGUGUGAAACUCGAGUCAGUGCCCCGGGGAUUUCCUCAGGGCUCCACCUUGGAGUAAGCUACUGAGUGAUCGCCACUCUACUAACCCGUAUCACUCUUGUUUAGCGUUCUGUUGAUGAUGAAGAACCAACAAAAGGUGACUCGAAUCAGACAUGCAGUUAAUAGUUAAAACGAACACAGUUUGAUUUAGCACUGCACAGUUACCAUUUUUUGUACUGUUUUCUUAUGUUCACAGACAUUCCAGUUACAGCUUCAAAGCCCGUCAGGUAAUGUUAUACCGCCGAAUAACUCUGGAGCUAUUAAUCAAGGACUUAAAGUCGCAAACCCUCAACAGGUACAAUCAUGCUUCUUGCACUUUCACUUUUAAAUUUUGUUUUCAGAACAUUGCCAUCUUCUGUCCCUGUGUAACGUGAUCAGUAGGGGAAUGACAUUGAGGAGUUUUUAUCCCAGUUUUAAAGUUUUUAGGAUUUUAGGAUAUACAGUGGAACCUCAAUAUAGCGAAGGGCCAAGGGACUGGCAAAAUGUGUUCGCUAUAAGGAAGUUUGGUUAUAUGAAGGUUCUUUCCUGUAUAUUUUACUAUUAGUGGGGUAAAGAAAAUCAUUCGUCAUACCGAGGACUUCGUUAUGUAGAGGUUCAUUACAUUGAGUUUCCACUGUACCUGAUUCAAUGAAGGUUGAUUGGGUAUUGGGCAAUUGCUCACUGGGAAGCUGUUGUUUGCUGGUCACUCCGAAGCAGAUCAUUGCAGUGGCUUUCGUAUGGCCAAUUGCCAAUGACCAAUGAUCAAUUGCCGAAGCAGCCUUUAUUGAAUAAGGUAUAUAUUGCAGUUUAUUUCCAGUCCCAAGGGCACUUUUUUUGUGGGGCUUUUAUUGUUCACGACCAUUAUCUUCCGAAAUUGCUUUUACGCAUCGUCGUUUUUGUCGUGGAUUAGUACCGUUGGAAUCCUCAGCUUACUCCUGGGUUAAUUUAUAAGCAACCAGCCAAUCAGGAGUAGAAUCAACGCCACGUCACUGCCUUCAAGCUCAUCCAAACAUUUCUGAUAUCCGAUUCGCUAUUCCUAUUGGCUCCCGUUUAUAAUUGGCCCAGAAUACAUUGUAAUCAUUUGAUAAUUUUGAGUGAAAUUGUCAGCUGUGCUACAAAGUGUUGUUUACGUUGUCGUGUAUAAGGUUGUUUAACGUGGUUCCCCGGGGGGGACUUUAGGAAUUUCUGGGUGGGGAUGUGCCGCUGGGACCCUGGAACCCUUAACCUAUAACAGAGCUAGUUCAGCUGAAUUUUGCUACCCUAUACUAGAGUAAACUCCCCAAAUCCCCCCUAUCCUAGAGUAGCUGUUUCCCUAGUCUAGAAAAAAUCUUCAAUCAACUGAUCAGUUUCCUGAAAAAUGAUAGCCUAUUCUAGACCCAAACGCUCUGAUUUAUACACCCUAUCCUAGAGUAAACUGCUUGAAAACCAUACCCUUCACAGCGGCACAUACCUAUAUAGCCCAUAUAUGGCAGUACCCCCCCCUCCCCGGGGUGGUUCCCAACGUGACUACUUGAUGAGCACAACUGGGCGCGAGGAUUUUUUAAUAGUUUCUUCGAACUUUCACGUUUUCACUGGCUAUUGGAACUCAAUAAUCAAACUCUUGGCAAAAAAGCUGUUAUUGAAAUCAGUCUCGUUGGUCGGCUGAUGAAAGUUUGUUUGAUAACACGUGAGAGAUGAAGCACUGCCGGCCACGCACAUGUUCAGUUGACAGCAGCCUUCCUGUUGAAUAUAGCCUGUUGAAAAACAGCUGGUAUUUUUGUACCUUUUACAGUCGAGCAAAAUGCGACCAAAAUGGUGACUUAGUCGGACGUAUGCCCUUUGAAAAAGACAAAAUUAUGCGCAUAAAAAUACCGCCUGUUUUGCAGCAUGCUCUGUUGAAUAUAACUAUAACAGUGUACUGAAUUUCCACUCAAAUGGUUUGUAGCCUAAGGUGACUUUUUACUCUGUUGUAUCCGUGCACAUGUUUCCGACGAAGUUUCCAAUAUGCCCUCAAAACUUGCUGGUCUUAAUUUGUUUUAUCACGUGUCGCGAUAAAUUAUUUCUGUUUCACAAGCCGCUUUUCUGCUCUGUUGCUUAACCUCUCUAUUAAAUAGCUUGUCACCGCCCACAGGGUUUUGUCUUCGUAGAAUUGAACGUCUUGUUGUUCUAUUGAUAUCAACACGUUCUUUCUUGUUUCUGUUAUUCUGGAGUUUGUAUGCGGUUUGUUGUGAGCAAUUUUCUGUUUUCUCUUAAUAAAGAGCUUCUCUGCCUACGCAAUUGAACCUUUUGUCUGAAAAUUAUGUUAAAUAUGUCAAACAGUUCCCAGCCGACGCCAAGUUAAUGAAGCCUGUCUUAUUUGGCGUCGAUGUUAACUGGUGUUUUUUUCAAUUUUUUAUUAAAGCAGUCCUUCAAAGUAUUGUUAAGGUUGUUUUCUAGUCGAGGAAGCUGUUUAUGUUAAUACUUCACUUGUUGGAAUACAUGCCGUUCAUUGUCUUUCUUCUGACUGCUGAAUGCACAGCCCUAAACCAAGUAAACUGUAAUAAACGAAACCCAGUGUGGGUUUGAGUGAAAAGAACAGUUGAUAAAUAAACGUUUUGUUAACUCUUUCCGCACUUAGACGUCAAACAUUUUGCUGUAAGCAGCUUUCCGUUUAUGCCUACAAGAUUUUAAACCUUCGUUUGGUGACAUCAACGCCAUCCUUUUGCUUUUGAACGCUUCUGCUCAGAGCUUCUCGUACGUGCUUUACAUUUGCAUAACCACGCCACUGAAUUCAAUCCAAGAGUAAAAAAAUUAAAACACAAUGCAGCAGAAUAAUUUAUAGAACGUCAACGCCAUUCUUCUUUUGAACGCUUCUGCUCAGAGCUUUUCGUACGUGCUUUACAUUGCAUAACCACGCCCCAGUGCAGCAGAAUAAUUUAUAGAACAACACAGCUAAAGUAUUUCUUGUAGGUCCUAUUUGUUUCCCUUUUGCAGGAACGAAAUAAAAUUCACCUUGAAUUUUAUUUCUUUUCUAACUGUAAAUAGCGGAGCUGGGAAGGACUUAGACUUUGUCAAAGUCGCUUUCUACGGUGAUCUUUUGGAAUAUCACCUGAACAAAACUAAAAGCCCCAUGUGAAUCUCUUUAUUAUUUUAGGCUUUGUUAUCUUUGAAUUCGUUCAAAAAUGUCCAAGUUAUAGCCGAGAGCGAAUCAUCUCGAUAAUUUUCCUGUCUUUAUACAAUUCCCGCCAGACGUCUAUAAAAAUUUUAAAUUUGGCGGCUUACGCAACCCUUCUUUCAAACAUAACAUGGACUGGAUUAGGCUAGGCGAUAGAUUUUUUCAGACCUCAGUAUUAAAUGUUGGCUGCUGUAGUUAGCUGGGGAACUCUCUCGUGCGGAGCAAGCAAAACUGGUUAUCUAUCCAUGCCAGAAAUUUUGAUUGUCACGUGUCCGUCCGUCGACCUGCCCAUGUAAUCUAUUGUGCGAUCCGUGUCAAAGUCAAUUGACAGGAUGACAGCUAUCCAAAUGGGUAUCCGCGGCCAUUUUCACAACGUUAUCGUAGUCCCUGGGGCACCAUCGACAAUUUUUUAUUCCGGGGUGCAUGGUGGCUUCGACGAGUUUGUUUUAAUGAUAAGUAUUUAAUGGAAGCUCCCUCCUUAGGCUUCGCUAAAUCUGUUUAUUAUCAGGAGCUGUUACGUCCGGUCCGACUUAUUUUAGAAGAAAGGGGAAAGACAUAAUAGAUAUAUAGAGAAAAUAUGAUCGCUGGCUACAGGAGCGGUGGUAUUGUCUUCUGUCUGAAAAGCGCGGAAAGGAAAGAGGGAAUUGGAAGCUCUCCUCGUAUCAAUGCUAAAGAAAAAAGACCCUUCCAACGUUUUUUCAAGUUUUUAUGGGCAUAAUUUGGUGAAAGUCCUUUGACACCGCUGAAAAGAGCGUCUUAACAUUCGUAAACUUGCCAAGUUUGAAAGUGAUGCGGCGUUUAAAGAGAGCGAGGAUAUAGCUCCUUAAAGUCGCGAAAUUUGACAGACAUUUGUAUAGUGGGGGCACGAACUUACCCCCCUCCACACCAUAUAAAUCGUCUGUAAAUAUUAUACGCUUUUCAUCAAAUCACUGUCAAACUUGAUCAUGACUUAAGUAACUGAUUUUAAGGCACAAUCAGUGGACAGGCUUUUUUCUUUGCCUCAUCCCUGCUCUAAAUAUGCUCUGGUUUGUUUCCACAGCAACCUUUACGAAUGAGAUUAAAAGUGACAUACAAGAUAAACGGCGCAGCCGUGAAUGAACAGGUCGAAGUCAACAGCUUCCCACCUGGACUUUGACGGGAGACUAUUUUAUGUAAAAAUUAUAUUUUGUAUGGUAAAUGCUGAUCAAAUAGUAUCUACAGUGAUGCAGAAGUUGCUUGUCGACACCCAAAUUCUCCUUACGUUUUAAUGAGAGAAUUAUGUAAGCCAGUGCAAUAUGGAAAAUCGUCAGUUGUGCGGCAGGAGAUUUUAUAUUCUCAUUAGAUGUUGUAUGUGAUAAUAAGCUACUCGUAAGGAGAAUUUGUUUGUUGAAGAACAAAACAGUUAGCCCACGACAAGAUUAUGCUUCUUUAAUUUUGUAAUAUUCGCCAUGGACGUAGAAAGUUAACUUACUCUUUGGGUUGUGGUAAACCAUUCAUUUCCUGAAUUUUCCUCCCAGCCUUCUGAAGUCCCCGUCGGAUUUUUUUCAUGUAAGUCACGUGAUUCGUGACUGUGUAGGAUGAGGAGACGAUUAAAAAUUCCUAGUUUAAAGUCAGUUAACGCUGCUUAUUACUUUUAAGUUAGAUGUCUGUAAAGAAAGCUAACAAUAAAGUAGAAAAACCUUGUCAAAGGAAAAUGGUCCAAUAAGCCGACGAUUUCGCUUGGGUCAGGUCGAUUAGGAGCCGGCUUUCAACCCAAGUAAAUAUCUUUAAAGGAAACAAAUCCUUUGGCAUCAAAAUUGAACUUGCACGUUAUAUGACAGAGCAAACUGAUUCAUUGAUAUGACAUGUUGUUGUUACUAGCGUGGUGCGUUGUUUUUAAGCUUGAAUAUUCUGUCCAUUGCUCGAGAGGCUCAAGUAAACCUGACGCGCCUUCAAACAUGUCGUUGUUACUAGCGUGGUGCGUUGUUUUUAAGCUUCAAUAUUCUGUCCAUUACUCGAGAGGCUCAAGUGAGCCUGACUCGCCGAGAAACAGCGCCCAGGAAGCCUGAUCCUUUUAGAGAGCCUUCAAAAACAGUUCUGGCAUUAAAUAGCCGAAAAGAAUAGCAUAGUUUGUCCACUGCGGGGUUUAGUGCGCCAAUUGACCUGACUUACUAGGUAGCAAGGAUUUUGUGUAAAACAACAAUUCAAACUUCGAUUCAAACUUCGUCUUCUCUGUCUGUCUGAUGUUCCAGAUAUUUUGGCAGUAGGUUUUGUGACACGCCAGGGUAGAGGCGAGGUAGUUGGAUUGAAUCCUUAACUCCAUUAAAAUAAUAAAAACUUUCCCUUCCCUUGUCUCAUAGAAGUGGAGGGGCGAGGUUGCUUUAUCAUGAUAUUCUUAAGCUCCUUGGUAGCAGAUUAAACUUUUAUUUUACAAUAAGCUGAUCGCCUCAAUCAUGUCAGAAAUGUAUUUGUGAGGUAGACGGUCAGAGGCGAGGUAAAUAUACAAUGUCAACUUUGAUAGAAAAACAGUAAAAUAAAUGAAUUCUCAGAGUAGACCACGAAACAAUUGUCGUGUUCUUUUUAAAAUGACCACAAGACUUGUCCCUUUUUACCAUGUCGUGAAUGGACCGUUUUGUUCUGCCCUCGGUAAGAAAGAAAAUAAAAAUGUACCAGGUACUUAAGUUUUUCGUUUUCGUCUUAACAGAAGUUAAUCCUUUCACAGACAGGGUGAACGACUCGUCCGGUGGUUCUUAGUCUUGAGUCUUUUGACAAAAUUCUCCGUGCGACCAUUCAAAUGAAACCUCUUUGAAAGUUCUUUCACUUUGUUUUUCAGCAUUUCGCACGACGAAAUUAAAAAAAUUUGUUGAAUUUUGAUUUUGGUCACCUUUGGUAGUUAAAAGAUUAAAUGGUGAUUUUUUCGGAUCGUAGAAAAUAGCUGAGUAGGAAAACUUGUUGAGUGUUCAGCGAUAUUGUGUGAUCGAACUAGAAUAGUGUUAAAAUAGAAUGCUGGCUCAACUAAUCCUAGUCUCCAAGAAUUUCGCAUUCAAAAUUUCGACGCUGAUAACAAACAUAUGCC
This is a messenger RNA of Porites lobata, 27325 nucleotides long. Lineage: Eukaryota; Metazoa; Cnidaria; Anthozoa; Scleractinia; Poritidae. The record is from the annotation of a GenBank genome assembly.